Molecule: messenger RNA, 804 nt
Organism: Alnus glutinosa
Lineage: Eukaryota; Viridiplantae; Streptophyta; Magnoliopsida; Fagales; Betulaceae
Product: probable leucine-rich repeat receptor-like protein kinase At1g35710
Exons: 2
Coding region: 1-804 (267 amino acids)
Molecular function (GO): protein binding
Source: RefSeq, a predicted model, not a curated record
AUGGUUGUUCAUAUUGUGACAGGUGCAAUACCAAGUGAAAUUGGAAAUCUACAAAGCAUUGAGAUCUUUAAUAUCGUUUUCAACAACUUUAUUGGUCCAAUUCCAUUUGAGAUAUUUAACAUCUCAACAGUACAAGUAAUUUCAAUGGUUUGCAAUAACUUCUCAGGCCAUCUUCCAUCAAAUGUAGGCUUCUUCCUUCCAAAUCUUCAGCAACUUUUUCUUUGGGAAAAUCAACUAAGUGGAACAAUUCCCAACUCUAUCUCUAAUGCUUUACAACUCACUCUCUUAAACUUGAGCAACAACUCAUUCUCAGGCUUAAUUCCUAAAGCACUUGAGUUCAACUUUUUCUCUUCUCUGUCAAAUUUGACAUAUCUAAAACAGUUAGAUUUGUCAAGUAAUUUACUGAAUAACAUCCUUUUUGAUUCCAUUGGAAAUCUCCCAACUUCUCUUGAAGAACUUUACAUAGAUCAUUGCAAUAUUAAGGGCAGCAUUCCUAGAGAUAUAGGCAAUUUAAGCAACUUGAUGACUUUGUCUCUACGGUUCAAUGAAUUGUUUGGACCUAUUCCAACUACUGUGGGAAGAUUGCACAAGCUUCAAGCAUUGAGAGUUGAUAAUAAUAAACUAGAAGGUCUCAUACCAUUUGAUCUUUGUCAUUUAGAGAGCUUGGUUGAGUUGUAUUUAGGUUAUAAUGAGCUUUUUGGACCUAUUUCUGCAUGUGUAAAUAAUCUGAUUUCUCUAAGAUAUCUUUACUUACACUUCAACAAAUUAACUUCUACUAUUCCCUUGAGUUUGUGGAGAUCUUAA